AUGGACGGAAACGUGUCAGACGACGAAGUACCCAGCCUCGUCCAGCCAGAGACCGACACCAAAGUCAUCGAUGACCGGGAUGAAGAAAUACCCAACCUUGUGACUAGCUCGGACGAUGCACCUCAGAGCAAAGUGCCCAUCACCAUAGUCACAGGAUAUCUUGGUGCGGGAAAGACGACCUUGCUGAACUACAUCCUAACUGAGCAGCAUGGAAAGAAGAUUGCCGUCAUUCUGAAUGAGUUUGGUGACUCGAUUGACAUCGAAAAGCAGCUCACCGUCUCUGAUGCCAACUCUACAUCUGCCCAGCCGGCGCCUUUUGUGCCAUUAGCGAACGGCUGUAUAUGCUGUUCCGUCAAGGAUAUCGGUGUGGCAGCCAUCGAGAAUCUAAUGGAGCAAUCCGGACUAUUCGACUACAUUCUUCUUGAAACGACCGGUCUAGCAGACCCCGGGAACAUUGCACCUAUGUUCUGGCUCGACGAUGGUUUAGGCAGUAGUAUCUUCCUAGAUGGCAUUGUCACACUCGUCGACGCGAAGAACGUCCUGAAGAGCUUGGACGAGGGGCUAGGCGAUGAAGAGAACAUCGAAGAGAGAAAGAAAGCGAACCAUGACGAACAUGGCCCGCUGUUGACAACAGCACAUUUGCAAAUCAGCCAUGCAGAUGUAAUCAUUAUCAACAAGACCGACCUAGUUUCCGAGCAAGAACUACAGCAAGUGACCGAGCGAAUCCGAUCCAUCAACGGCCUCGCUCGUAUCAAGACAACAACUAAAAGCCAAGUUCCUCAACUCGAAGGACUGGUACUAGACCUUCACGCCUACGACGAAGUCACAGAUGCGGAUCUAAAGUUCGCAAGCAAGGGACACAGCCACCUCGAUCCAACAAUCACCACUUCAACCAUCUCCUUCCCUGCCUUGACACGUGAUCAAGUCGACAAAUUUGAUCUCUUUCUUCGCACUAUCUUAUGGGAAGAAACACUGCCUGCCGAAACUGAACACAAGUCCUUUGAAAUUCAUCGCCUAAAGGGCCGCGUCCCCGUCAAGGACGGCAAAAUACUUCUUACGCAGGGUGUAAGGGCUAUCUACGAUACGAACGAGUUUGACGCCAAGGCGGAAGAUGGGAACGAGGAAUCGAAAUUGGUACUGAUCGGAAGAGCUGUAGACCAAGAGGCGUUUAGACAGAGUUUGAUGGCUACGUUGGGCGAUUCUCAUUAA
Messenger RNA from Alternaria atra, 1209 nucleotides. RefSeq lists its product as uncharacterized. The record is from RefSeq and is a predicted model, not a curated record. Bases 1 to 1209 code for a protein of 402 amino acids. Gene Ontology annotation, cellular component: cytoplasm. NCBI's taxonomy places the organism in Eukaryota, Fungi, Ascomycota, Dothideomycetes, Pleosporales, Pleosporaceae. The transcript has 2 exons.